Molecule: messenger RNA, 1178 nt
Organism: Culex pipiens pallens (northern house mosquito)
Lineage: Eukaryota; Metazoa; Arthropoda; Insecta; Diptera; Culicidae
Gene: Cpsf5
Product: cleavage and polyadenylation specificity factor subunit 5
Exons: 5
Coding region: 226-915 (229 amino acids)
Cellular component (GO): mRNA cleavage factor complex
Molecular function (GO): mRNA binding
Source: RefSeq, a predicted model, not a curated record
AAGCGCGAGUGCAAUAAAACAAAAACGAAGCCGCUUGGUGUUUGAGUGCGCUAUUUUACAGUUUUUACGGGAAAAUCUUCAAAUUUACACUCAAAGUUAGUUAAAUUCAAACAGCCCUUUCCUCCCUGCAAGUGCAAAAGUUAGUGAUCGGUGCUGAAAGAGCUUAUUUCGCUCGUUAUUUGAGGCGAACUAGAGAGGUCGUCCCGACAACAAACAAAAUCAAAGAUGGCAGCGCAGUCCGUAAAAACCGGCUCCGGCUGGCCCCGGAGAACGAGCCAGGGCACGGUGAACCACGACGUGACCAAGCUGACCGCGAACCAGACCACCCUGAACCGGGCCAUCAAUCUCUACCCGCUCACAAACUACACAUUCGGCACGAAGGAACCGCUGUUCGAGAAGGACCCGUCGGUGCCGGCCCGGUUCCAGCGGAUGCGCGACGAGUUCGACAAGAUCGGGAUGCGCCGCUCGGUGGAGGGCGUGCUGCUGGUGCACGAGCACGGCCUGCCGCACGUUUUGCUGCUGCAGCUCGGGACGACCUUCUUCAAGCUGCCCGGCGGCGAGCUGAGUGCCGGCGAGGACGAGGUCGAGGGACUGAAGCGGCUGCUCACGGAGACCCUCGGCCGGCAGGACGGCGUCAAGCAGGACUGGAUAGUGGAGGACACGAUCGGCAACUGGUGGCGCCCGAACUUUGAGCCGCCGCAGUAUCCGUACAUUCCGCCCCACAUCACCAAACCGAAGGAGCACAAGCGGCUGUUUCUGGUGCAGCUGCACGAGAAGGCUCUUUUUGCCGUACCGAAAAACUACAAGCUAGUGGCCGCCCCGCUGUUUGAGCUGUACGACAAUUCGCAAGGGUACGGACCGAUCAUUUCGUCCCUGCCGCAGGCCCUGUGCCGAUUCAACUUCAUCUACAUGUAAGGCUCGACCGGUGAAGAGUGACGAAAAAGUGACGACCACAUUCGCCGGGCUCCUCCGGAAAAAAGGUAGGCCCAGUCGCUGAAGAAGUUGCUUCCUUUUUAAUGUCCAUGAACAACAAACAACCCAACCAACAAUUUUUCACUCACACACUUAGCAAGAACUAACGCUGAUUAAAACAAACUUCAUUUAGACGCGUAGAAUUAUGAGAGAGAGAGAGAGAUCACGAAUUAAACAAAAAAAAGUCAAACCCAAUUGUAAAAAGA